GCAACACCCAGGGCACCAUCAAGGAACAAACCUACUUUGAAGGAAUUGUCAGGAACAUUGGCAAGUGGCUCAGAGCAGGCCCAAAAACCAGCAUCCCCUCCUGGAGAAGUAAGUACCUCUGGACAGCAUUCUAGGCAAAAAUUGGGACUCAGGAGAAAGAAGAUUGAAGUGAAGAUGUACAUCCUGUGGGAAAGAAGAGGCUGUACUUACCAAGAGGUGAGCGAGCCCGAGGACCAUGACUACCUGUAUUGCGAGAUGUGUCAGAACUUCUUCAUUGACAGCUGUGCUACUAAUGGGCCCCCUACAUUUGUAAAAGACUGUGCAGUGGACAAGGGGCACCCCAACCACUCAGUCCUCACUCUGCCCCCUGGGCUGAGAAUCAGACCCUCAGGCAUCCCUGAGGCUGGGCUUGGAGUGUGGAACGAGGUGUCUGAUUUGCCGCUGGGUCUGAACUUUGACCUCUACGAGGGCCAUAUCACAGAAGAUGAAGAGGCAGCCAACAGCGGAUACUCCUGGCUGAUCACCAAAGGGAGAAACUGCUCUGAGUAUGGGGAUGGAAAGGACAAAUCCCAGGCCAACUGGAUGAGGUAUGUGAACUGUGCUUGGGAUGACGAAGAGCAGAACCUGGUGGCAUAUCAGUAUCAUAGGCAGAUUUUCUACCGAACCUGCCAGGUCGUCAGGCCGGGCUUUGAAAUGCUGGUCUGGUACGGGGACGAGUAUGGCCACCAGCUGGGCAUCAAUUUGGGCCGAAAUUGGAAGCAAAAGCUCAGGGAAAGGACAGGAACAAAACCAAAGAUCCAUCCCUGUUUCUCCUGCUCUGUGGCCUUUUCCAGUCAGAAACUCCUCAGCCAGCAUGUGGGCUGCAGUCACCCCUCUCAGGUCCUUCCAGGAACAUCAGCAGAACACCUAAAAUCAGAGGAACCCUGCCCAGAGGAUCUGAGUCAGCAGCAGCAAGAGACCGUCCCUCACAGCUGGAAUGACAAAGCUGAAGGUCAAGAGGUCAAAGAAAGGUGCAAACCUUUGCUUAAAGUGAUCAGGCAGAGGAGGAUUCCAAGGGCCUUUUCCGAACCACCCAAUGGACAAAUGGGGGGCUGCAGGGAGCGUGAGAGAAUGAUGGAGGGAGAGCCCAGCACAGGCCAGAAGGUGAACCCAGAGGACACAGGCAAAUUAUCUGUGGGAGUAGAAAUAUCAAGAGCUGUAAAUGUCAAGCAAGGCUUUCGUGAUGGGUCACAUCUCAUUCAGCACCAGGGGACACACUCAGGGGAGAAACCCUAUGUUUACGGGGAGUGUGGGCGAGGCUUGAGUGUAAACUCAGAUCUCCUCAGACACAAGAGGACACACUCAGGGGAGAAACCCUACAUUUGCGGGGAGUGUGGGCGAGGCUUCAAUCAAAAGUCACAUCUCAUCACACACCAGAGGACACACUCAGGGGAGAAACCCUAUGUUUGCAGUGACUGUGAGCGAGGCUUCAAUCAAAUGUCACAUCUCAUCACACACCAGAGGGCACACUCAGGGGAGAAAUCCUAUGUUUGUACGCAGUGUGGGCAAAACUUUACACGAAAAUCAAGUUGCAUCAGACAGCAGAAGAUGCAGUCAAGGGAGAAGCCUCAUGUUUGUGGGGACUGUGGGCGAGGCUUCCAUAGUAAGCCAAGUCUCAUCACACACCAGAGGACACACUCAGGGGAGAAGCCCUAUGUUUGCACGCAGUGUGGGCGAGGCUUCAGUGAAAGCAAAAUUCUCAUCAGACACUGGAAGACACACUCAGGGGAGAAACCCUAUGUUUGUAUGCAGUGUGGGCAAAACUUUACAUGAAAAUCAAGUCACAUCAGACACCAGAAGGUACACUCAGGGGAGAAGCCUCAUGUUUGCGGGGACUGUGGGUGAGGCUUCCGUGAUAAGCCAAGUCUCAUCACACACCAGAGGACACACUCAGGGGAGAAGCCCUAUGUUUGCAGGGACUGUGGGCGAGGCUUCGGUCAAACAUCACAUCUCAUCACACACUAGAGGACACACUCAGGGGAGAAGCCCUAUGUUUGCGGGGGAGUAUGA
Molecule: messenger RNA, 2049 nt
Organism: Hipposideros armiger (great roundleaf bat)
Lineage: Eukaryota; Metazoa; Chordata; Mammalia; Chiroptera; Hipposideridae
Product: histone-lysine N-methyltransferase PRDM9-like
Biological process (GO): regulation of transcription by RNA polymerase II; embryo development
Cellular component (GO): nucleus
Molecular function (GO): protein binding; DNA-binding transcription factor activity, RNA polymerase II-specific; RNA polymerase II transcription regulatory region sequence-specific DNA binding
Source: RefSeq, a predicted model, not a curated record